AUGGCGGACGAGGAGUUAACUGAUAUCAUGGUAGACAUGGAGUUUGGAGAACUGAUGAAAGACUGGAUAGAAGAUUGGUCAGAUGAUGAAAAUUCAGAUCGUGAAGAUCGGUCAGAGAAUGGGAACGAAUGGGACGAUCUUAAUAUCGAUGAGCUUGAUGAUGAUCAGGAAAACAACUCGGAGCUCUCGAAUGAAGAUUACAUUAGUCAGUUCAUUUCCGAAUGUCAUAAUGCGUACGACUAUUACGGUGAAUCCGACGUGGAGACAGGCCUUAACAACAAAUCAUUAGACGCACCUGAUUCUGGGGAGUCCCAGUCGUCGGUCAUCAUGAGUGAGAUAAUGGAAAUGACCUUUACGUCUCACGAUGCUGCGUAUGAUUUCUACAACAGCUAUGCUAGAGAUAAUGGUUUCAGCAUUAGAAAGAAUAAGGUCAGACAAGGAAAACAUGACAACAAGUUGCUAAUCGAGGAAGGACACAACCGUAGGCUCAGAGCCGAGACACGCUGCUUUUGUGAAGCGCACCUGACCGUCAAGCUUGACCAAAAGCGUGGGGUUUGGUAUGUUGAAAGUUUUGAGGACAAGCAUAGCCAUAUGUUGGCAGGACCGGACGAGGUACCUUUUCUUUGGUCCCACAGAAAAAUCAAAGAGUACCAGAAGCAUGAGAUAAUGUCCAUGGGAGCUGCAGGGAUUAGAAUUCACGACAUGAUGGAUUGCUUCAUCAGCAAACAUGUAUGGUACGGCGGUGUUGGUUUUACCAGGCGUGAAAUAUACAACCUUUGCACCAAGGAGAAGAGGAAGCUGCUUUCAAAAGGUGAUGCUGCCACAGCCAUAGGCAUCAUGGCCAGUAGGAAACAGAGGGAUCCUAGCUUCUUUUUCGAGUACAAGCUAGAUAAGGAAGGACAUUUGAAUAGGAUGUUCUGGUGCGACUCCCAAUCUCGUCAUGACUAUGAGGACUUCGGCGACGUGCUUGUAUUUGACAGCACGUACAAGAUGAACCGCUAUGGUAUGCCAUUCAUACCUUUUGUUGGUCUUAACAAUCACCGGAAGACCACUGUUUUUGGUUGUGCCAUAGUUUCGGACGAGACCGAGGAGACAUACGUGUGGCUUCUGCAGACUUUUUUGAGAAAAGUGGAGAAGGAACAAGAGUAG
Molecule: messenger RNA, 1149 nt
Organism: Aegilops tauschii subsp. strangulata
Lineage: Eukaryota; Viridiplantae; Streptophyta; Magnoliopsida; Poales; Poaceae
Source: RefSeq, a predicted model, not a curated record